GUAAUUCUGAGCGUGUGUAUGAACCUUUGUGUGUGUGUGCACGUGUGUGGAAGUGUAGAAGUGUGUAUGGCAUUGAACGUUCCACUGCCUUCCAUGGGUACAGUAUAUUAGUCACUGUUUGGCUGCCUCUCUUCCACAAACCCGUCUGCAACUCCAGUCUGCCUGACAGCUGAGCGUCUGUUGCUACCCACUACCAUUCCAGUUUCCAACGCAAAGUUCGUCCGUGAUCCACAUGUUCCAUCUCUCGCACAGCCUUCUUUCUUCAUGUUUAUAUGGCUUAUGUGACAGUCUCGUGCAUCUCCUCACCGACUUCUGUUUCGAGGACAAUUUGAAGGAAGUCUCAGUAGACGACACCGUUUCUUCAAGACAUUUCAUCAUGGGUCUUAAUGGCCUUUGAAUCCUUCGUUGCAUCUUAUAAGAAUCUUUACAAGACAUCAGAGCAAACGGAAGACUGAUCCCUCAAAAAAAGAGGAUUUUACAUUUAUUUUGUCGUGGUUCGAGAGGAGAAGUUUAAAAUGAAGCGAAGGGCUUCGUCCUUUGAGGAAGAAGAUGACUAUAGUUGGACUAAUGCUAACUUUCCUUUCGGAGAAGAUGGCCUGUUGGAGGAGUCGUCUUCCUCCGAACACCAAGACGACUCGUCAGAGUGCUACGACUCUGAAGAAGACGACAGGGCGGUGCGAGCUUUCCAGCAGGUCCUCUACAUUGAUCCUGGGUUCAGCCGAGCCAAUGAGGUACAUCUGCGCCUGGGUCACAUGUUCAAAGUGAACUCGGACUUUGAUUCAAGUCUCAAGCAUUACCAGUUGGCUUUGAUCGACAAUAGCCCCUGCACCCUCUCCAAACCUCAAAUUAAAUUUCAUAUAGCACACUUGAAUGAGGUGCAGCAGAACAAACACAAGAACGCCAAGGAAUCGUACGAAGCCAUCCUGCUUCAGGACCCUCUACCAGAAGGCCUGAAAGCGACAACAUUCAGACAACUCGGUUGGCUGUACCACAGCUCAGACCAGCUUGGUGACAAGACCUCCAGGGAAACCCUGGCCAUCCAGAACCUCCUCAAGUCCCUUGAAGUUGAGCCCAACAGCGGCCAGUCCUGGUACCUCCUGGGCCGCUGCUACUCCAACAUUGGCAAGGUGCAUGAUGCCUUUGUCUCCUAUCGCCACUCCAUAGACAAGUCAGAGGCCAAUGCAGACACCUGGUGCUCAAUAGGUGUCUUAUACCAGCAGCAGAACCAGCCUAUGGAUGCACUGCAGGCCUACAUCUGUGCCGUGCAGCUAGACAAGUCCCACACUGCAGCGUGGACCGAUCUGGGCAUCCUAUACGAGGCCUGCAAUCAACCCAGGGAUGCCCUGACGUGUUACAUCAACGCUUCCAAGAGCUCCAAGGUAGCAGUGGCAGCAGCACUCUCCAAGCGGAUUAAACUCCUGCAGGCUCAGGUCAACAGCAUGCAUCAUCCUAAUAUGCAAAACAAAAGUAAGACACUGCCUAGUAUAGAGGAGGCAUGGAGUCUUCCUAUUCCAGCUGAGCUUACCUCUAGACAAGGCAACCUUGCCAUUCAACAGGCCCGUUUGCUGCAUCCUGCUGGAGGCACCAAAAUGAUGCCCCCUCCCCCGUACCCGGGUCACGGUGCAAACAGCCAGUUCGGUGCCACCCUUCCUGGCACCGCUGGCCAACCCAACAGCACCCCAUCCUCUCAAGCUCAGGUCAACGCCCAGCCAGGCAACCCAAGCAAGCGCAGGAAAAACUCAAACAGCAAGAAAAAACCUCGGUCUUCCACCUCCGUCGCUGAACUGCUGCAACAACAACAACUGCAGCAGCAGCAACGAGAGCAGCAACAGCAACAGCAGCAAGCAGGCAGCCUGGCGACACCUCAGCAACCACAGCCAUUGCAGUCGACGGGUCAAGGAACCCUUCCCGGCCUGCCCAACAGCGCCAGGAGCACACCCGAACCAAUACGGGAUGGCAGCAGUGGGAUGCAACAGCCACAGCCUUCGGUGAACCAGCAGCAGCAGCAGCAGCAGCAGGUCUCGACACCCUCGUUCUACCUGACAGCACAGCAGAUCCAAUUGAUGCAUCAGCUGCAGCAGAACCAGGGAAGCCUCACCCCGGAGCAGCAGAUAGUCCUGCAGCAGUUCCAACAUAAUUUCUGGAUGAUGCAGCAACAUCAGCAGCAGAUGCUGAAGAUCCAACAGAUCCAGAGGCAUCAGCUACCGCUCUCGCAAUCCCCCUCGCUCCCCCACCAGGGUGGUCCACCCGCUGGCACACCCACCUCAACCAUGCUGCAUGGGCUCACACCAGGGGAUCCCCACAUCACCACAGCAGCCCAAUCCGUCAGUAGCCUUAUCAACCAGACUAGUAUCAACACCUUGCCGGGCUCAGUGAAUUCCAUGGGAAACGGUAUCCCAAACAUGACGACACAGCCCGGAAAUGCCUCGAGCACAGUUGCCAGUUUGUUGCAGCAGCAUCAGCAACAGCAGCAGCAACACGGUGGUAGCCAGGGGCUUAAUGCGCUUGCCCAACAGCACCAGGAUGUGAACGUCCUGCAGUCCGUCUCGCCAGACUUUUUCCAUUUGCAGAAAUCGCAGCAACCUCAGGAGAUGUCCCAUGGUCUGUUCAAUAACCAGCUCCUCGGCAGCCCCAUGCAUUCAGGGACAUCACAGGUAUCUUUAUCAGGAGUGUCCUCUCCACUGCAUACCCCUAAGGGGUUACUUUCCCCUGUGUCCUCAAAUUCAAUGAGCCCUCGUCAUGUGGGGAGUUCCCCUGCCUCGCAGAACAUGCUGGAUUUUCCUGCUCCAAAUGUGGUCGCCCCUCAGAACCUUGACAUGAGCCACAAACUCAAGGAGUUUAAAUCCAGAACUGGUGCAUCGGAAAUGAGACCGAACCUCAUGUCGCCGCAGGAAAUUGCUGACAACAUGCUCGCGCAGCUCUCGCAGGGAGAUCCUGCCAACAAGCCUGCGACCUCUUCCGCGUACGGGUCAUCCCCGACAAAUCGGACUGCUCAUUCUUUACCGAGCCAUGCUCAAAACAGGACAAACCUAGACAUGCCUUGUGGCGUGAGUAGUGCUGCGAGUGGGUUGCCAACAAGUGUGGACGGCACGAAAGACAAUGUGUUUAAGACGCCGCUUCCUGUUUCCACGCCAAACCAGUUUCAAGCAUCAUUCCAGUCGGCUCUCGCUGAGAAGCAAGCGGCCGGGACAACAAAUAGCACGUCCUUGUUGGAUGGACUUCGGUGUUCAUCAGAGCUUUCCAGUGAUCUUCAAGACACACAGGGUAACAGGCAACGAGUCGAGGAUGGAGAGGUUCUGCAACAGAACCAUGUCUCUGACAACCACUUUGAUCAGGUCCUAAAUGUGAACACUUCUCUCAACUCUGCCACCGUCAAGUCCCUGACGUCCGCCCCAUCUCCGUCAUCCCUCUCCAUUUACGUCAACUCCGCCAAGAUCCUGGAGGAGUGCCGCAAGCUGAAGGGGCGCAACGGCCUGGCCAACAGCAGCAUCUGGAUGGAGAAGAUGCCCCCUCCAGCCCCGCCCCAGAUCCCGUAUCCACCCCUCCCCAAGGAUCAACUGAACCCGCCCACUCCUAGUGUUUAUGUCCAAAACAAGACCGAGGCCUACUCCCAAGCCCUUGCAGACUAUUGCAUGUCCGCAGAUCAGCCCAUCACGGUCAUCCGGGGACUGGCCGCCGCACUCAAGCUGGACUUGGGUCUCUUCUCCACCAAGACGCUGGUGGAGACGCACGGCGACCAUCCUGUAGAGGUCAGGUCACAGAGGCAGCAGCCUCCCGAUGAGAACUGGGAUGCACUAGGUCUGAAGAGGGUUUGGCGAUGUGAGAGCAGUCGGUCCUUCACCACCAUCUCCAAGUAUGCCCAAUACCAGGCUUCCUCCUUCCAGGAAUCACUCAGGGAAGAGGCAGAGAAGAACCAGAAAUACAAUUCAGAUAGCGACUCAUCGAGUACAUCAAAAAAAAAAAAGAAGCAUUCUGGUGGGAGAGAAUUCAAAAUGCUCAAGUUCGGGACCAACGUGGAUCUGUCUGACGAGAGGAAAUGGAAGAAACAGCUCCAGGAGCUGACCAAACUCCCAUCCUUCACGAGAGUGGUAUCAGCAGGAAAUAUGCUGAGCCACAUAGACUUCACCAUCCUAGGCAUGAACACCGUACAACUCUACAUGAAGGUACCAGGGAGUAGAACACCAGGUCACCAAGAGAAUAACAACUUCUGUUCAGUCAACGUAAACAUUGGACCAGGAGACUGCGAAUGGUUUGCCACGCCCGCCUCUUACUGGGGCUCCAUCUACAACCUCUGUGAAAGGGCUAACAUCAAUUUCUUGAAGGGCUCGUGGUGGCCUGUCCUAGAGGAUUUGUACGAAGAGGACAUCCCUGUGUACCGGUUCAUCCAGAGACCCGGUGACCUGGUCUGGGUCAACUCAGGGACAGUCCAUUGGGUCCAGGCAGUGGGCUGGUGCAAUAACAUCGCAUGGAAUGUCGGCCCGCUUAUGACGCACCAGUACCGGAUGGCUGUGGAGCGGUACGAGUGGAACAAGCUCCAACAAUACAAGUCCAUUGUUCCCAUGAUCCAUCUCACAUGGAAUAUAGCCCGCAACGUCCGCGUCUCGGAGCCGCGCUACUUCGAGAUGGUCAAGUAUUGCCUGCUCAGGUCACUCAAGUACAUCCAGAUGACCAAGGAGUAUCUGAAGGACAUGGGUAUCGAGGUCCACUGGCACGGCAGGGCCAAGAACGAGGCGGCCCAUUACUGCACCAACUGUGAGGUUGAGGUGUUUGACAUUCUGUUCACUACGGAGAAAGACAAGAAGUAUGAGGUGCACUGCCAGGACUGCGCUCGCAAGGCCAGUCCAACUCUAGAGGGCUUCGUCAUCUUAGAGCAAUACAAACAAAGCGAGCUCAUGGAAAUCUACGACAACCUUCAACUCCAAGACAAGGAGGAAUCUGAGUCUCAGAGAUCAUGACAACUAAUGGAGCAGCUUGGGAGCUGCCCAACCCAUCCGGAGCGCUAGGUCUCCAUGGCAACGGGAGACGGCCCACGGGAGGGCAUCUUACGAUGGAGGAGAGGAGAGGAGAAAUCACUCAACAUGCUGCCAGACACCCUGUGUUCUUUGAAUCACCCAACCCAACUCCAAUUUCUGUUCCCUUUUCUCCGGACCCAGGAGUGUAAUCAUUGAGGGUCCAUCUUUAGAAUAGAGCAUCCCAUCCCGGUCCGAGCUUUGUGUAGUCUCUACUUCAAUCUUCAGGCAUCGUCUUCUGUGUCGGAUGCUGUCGACGAUGAUGGAAUCGUGUGAAUGUUCAAACAAUGCCUACUCCAUGAUAUCAACCUUCUUUGAACCAUCAUGAAUUCAUAUGAAUGAAUAUUUGUGAGGUCUGAUGACACCCCCCCCCCCCCAAUCAACAUUUGGCCAAGACCUGUAAUAAUAUAGUUCUUCUUUUAUACAAUCUUUUUACUCAAUUGUCGGUAAUGACAAACUGUACACUCGCGUCUGCCAUCAGUGAAGGCAUGUUCUGUACUUACUAAUGUGUGGUCGUAAGUUUUGUGUUUCCAUGACAAGUAACGUGGACAGCUCACCUCUCUUUUAUCAAUGGUUUGAUCUAUGCAAGAUGAUGCUAUGUCUAAUGGUAGAUUCUUUAAUGUUGUACUGUUGUGGGGCAAGUUAACUUUUAGUCCGGGUUCUUAUGGAUACUGACACUCAUUAGAUUCUAAUACAUCUAGUAUUGUACUCUCUUUGAAGGAGGUGUUGGAAAUACUACAUAGAGGUACAGUUUAACACUAAUCAUCUUUAUUGUUAUUAUUAUUCUCAAGUUUUUAUUUUUUACGUGUGAAAAGCAGAAAAAGAAAGAAAGAAAAAGACAAAAAUUAUUUGUUCUUCUUUGUUUGCUAGUUGAAAUUACAAAAAGCAUGGAGAACGGUAUUGUUGUGAUUACAUUCAAAUAUAAUUAUCAUAUUGAUAUAUAGUUUUCUUGGUUUUCAAAUGAUUAAGAUUUAUUCUUUUGUCUUAGCUCUAAAAUGUUAAACUGUACCUCUCAUGAAAUCUCUUUGCAUCAUGCUGCAACUCCAGAUGAUAAAGUUUACUGGUACAUGUAUGUUUAAUAGGGGACAGAAUGCUUGCCCCUUCUGUAGUAACUGUAAUGUCAGACACCAUUCAAGUGUAGAGUACCAUUCAGAAGCAAUAAGACACUGUUCUGUGAAGCCAAGUACUUCCCCAAAAAAGUAUUUCUUUUGUGAGGAUGAGGUGUAUUCUCCUCCUUGCAUCGGAAGGUAUCAUUUUCUUGAAAAUAUUGAUGAGUUUCCCCGUUCAGUUUACUGCAGGCUGUUGAAAGAGUUUGCUCAGAAAUCUAAUUAUUAAUAAUAAAUAGACAUUCAGAAAUUCAACCAUUUUAUUUUAUUCAAACAGAAAAAGGAUUUGCCAAAAUCUAGACCAAUUUGGAAAUCACACUCCUUCAUUUCUUCUAAAAGCAAGAGGGAGUUAAUGAACGUGCACUUCCCUCCAAAUUUCCUUCUCAUGAAUUUCUUUCCGAGGAGUCCCUGUUGACUGUUUCUCCAGAUUUUCCCAGUCUUAAUAUUUCCGGGACAUUGUUAUCUUGGGGAAGUAGCUGGCUUCCAGAACCAACAAAACUACUUAUUAUAGGAGGUGCACAUAUGCGUCUCCAAUAUGGUUUUGAUUUCAUUAAAAAAGGAGAGACUCAUACACAUUCCACUCUAUGUUUGUAAUCUUGCAUGAGAGGUUUCAGGAGUCCUCCUCCUCUAGCUGUUCCUAGGGCACAUCCUUAGCAAGGUCAUAUGUAUAGGUCAAAGGUCACAUGUUGUCAAUGUGUUGUCUAAUAUGUAAGUGAUUAGUUGUUUCUUUUUGUGACACAUCUCAAAUAAAUCUCAAGAAACAGCUAUCCAGGGUUAAAGUGUAAAAUGGACAUGUGAAUUUGCAUCAAAGGAGACCGUGGAAUAUGAAGUGAAGACGAGCGCAGUUUUAUUCCGAGGCAAAGGCAGAAGAUGAUCAUCAUCUAGAGUGAAUGUGAGGACGUAUCGUCGAUCAGGCUGAUUUGGGAGAGAGGAGGAGAGAGAAUUU
Molecule: messenger RNA, 7061 nt
Organism: Strongylocentrotus purpuratus (purple sea urchin)
Lineage: Eukaryota; Metazoa; Echinodermata; Echinoidea; Camarodonta; Strongylocentrotidae
Product: histone demethylase UTY
Exons: 23
Coding region: 516-4955 (1479 amino acids)
Biological process (GO): regulation of gene expression
Cellular component (GO): MLL3/4 complex
Molecular function (GO): histone H3K27me2/H3K27me3 demethylase activity; RNA polymerase II cis-regulatory region sequence-specific DNA binding; protein binding
Source: RefSeq, a predicted model, not a curated record